Messenger RNA from Geosmithia morbida, 1530 nucleotides. RefSeq names its product MFS transporter, ACS family, pantothenate transporter. Gene Ontology annotation, biological process: transmembrane transport. Gene Ontology annotation, cellular component: membrane. Bases 1 to 1530 code for a protein of 509 amino acids. The transcript is spliced from 2 exons. NCBI's taxonomy places the organism in Eukaryota, Fungi, Ascomycota, Sordariomycetes, Hypocreales, Bionectriaceae. The record is from RefSeq and is a predicted model, not a curated record. Gene Ontology annotation, molecular function: transmembrane transporter activity.
AUGGCUAGUGCGACCAGCAGUAAGGCGCCAGUUCCGGAAAUCGUCUCCUCGAAAUCCAUCAGCUCGGCAGUCGUCACUCCAGCCGGAGCCGAGGACGACUCGUCAUCCAGCAUCGGCCAAGAGAACCCCAAGAAGACCUGGAAGUCUUACGUCUGGGACACUCUCGACAAGCCUGCUGAGGAGCGUCGCUUCCUCUUCAAGCUUGACGCGGCAAUCCUAACAUUCGCAAGCUUGGGGUACUUUAUCAAGAACCUCGAUCAGAUCAAUGUCAACAAUGCCUACGUCUCCGGCAUGAAGGAGGAUAUGGGCAUGCAUGGCAAUGAGUUGAAUUACAUGCAAACCCUCUGGACCAUUGGCUAUGUCCUGGGUGAAGUUCCAAGGCAAGUCUUCCUCACUAACACGAUGACGGGUUCCAGCAACCUUCUCCUGACGAGAGUACGACCUUCCAUCUGGAUUCCUGCCUGUGAAGUCACCUGGUCUGUCCUGACCAUUCUGAUGACGCAAUGCACCAGUGUGAAGCAGAUGUAUGCCCUGCGUUUCUUCAUAGGUCUAGCCGAGAGCGCAUUCUAUCCUGGUAUGCAGUACGUCAUCGGAUGCUGGUACCGGCGGGACGAGCUGGCAAAGCGAUCUUGCAUCUUCCAUGCCAGUGGAAAUAUCGGCUCCAUGUUCUCCGGCUACCUGAUGGCUUCGGUCUACAACCUCCAGGGGAAGCAGGGAUUCAAGGGAUGGCAGUGGCUCUUCAUCAUCGACACCAUCAUCUCGCUCCCCAUUGCGGCGGCAGGCUUCUUCUUCAUGCCUGACGUUCCCGAGAUCACCAGGGCGUUUUACCUCACCGAGGACGAGAGGAAGCUUGCCAAGAAACGAAUGAUGCUGGAAGGCAGAGCACAGCGCGAGCCCUACACCAAGAAGAAGAUUAUCAAGAUCUUAUCCUCGUGGCACAUCUACGCCUUGACCUUGCUCUACUUCUUCUUCAACAACGGCUGUGGAAUGCUGGGCCAGCCUGCCUUCCAGCUCUGGCUCAAGGACCAGGGGUACAGCAUCAGUCACGUCAACACGUAUCCGACAAUCUCAAACGCCGUCACCGUCAUCACCACUCUUAUAUACGCCUGGUCGUCCGACACCGUCUUCAAAGGCGAACGCUGGCCUCCCAUCGUCUUUUCCGGCCUCCUGAGCGUCGUCGUAUAUUCGAGUCUGGCAGCCUGGGAUAUCCCCCUUGGCUGGAAGUGGGCUUGCUACAUCCUCGCCGGCUUUGGCGGAGGCAUCAGCGGCUUGACCUUUGCGUGGGCCCAUGAGAUCUGCAAGGAUGAUAACGAGGAGAGAGCCAUCGUGACGGGAGCCAUGAACGAGAUGGCCUACGUCUUCCAAUCCUUCCUGCCCCUGCUGAUUUGGAAGACUACUGACGCCCCCAGCUACCCCAAGGGUUUCAUCACCAUGGUCUUUCUGGGAGCUGGUCUUGCAGCAACGGCGCUCACUAUCCGUAUCCUUCAUAGACGCGAGUUGGCUUCAAAGAAAAUUGCUGGCUCUGCCUAA